AUGCACGCUACACGUGGUUCCACUACUCUUGAAGUUCCUUUGGGUUUAGUUAAUGAAAAACGUAAAAGUUCUCAAGCUAAUAAGCUCCUUGUGGCUCUAAAUGAAUUUUUUUCUUCGUCCUACGAAAUCGAAGAUAGGCCGUCAUUGUGGAAAUACAUUCAUAAUCCAACAUUUAAACGAUUUAUAAAAGCUUUAGACGCCCAGCAGGAUAUAACGACGAAGUUUAUAAAUGAAGAUGAACUAUUAUAUCGAAAUGAACAUUACCAUGGGAAUGCCAGCGAAUACUUACCACGUUGGCUGCGAUCCCAACAAACGAACGAAAAUGUUAACGUUUUAAAGGCGAGCAGUCCAAUCGUGUUUCUACCUUUCGGUUUUGCACCGCGUAAUUGUGUUGGUCGUAGGGUAGUUUCCAUGGAACUUCAAUUGGGUGUCGCACGCCUAAUACGUAAUUUCGAAGUUGAGUUUCAUUGCAGCACCGAAAACGCAUUCGGCAAUAUACAACUCAUUGUGCCUAAUAUACCGUUAAGAUUCCAAUUUAUUGAUUGCGAGAUGUAA
Molecule: messenger RNA, 555 nt
Organism: Glossina fuscipes
Lineage: Eukaryota; Metazoa; Arthropoda; Insecta; Diptera; Glossinidae
Product: cytochrome P450 CYP12A2-like
Exons: 3
Coding region: 1-555 (184 amino acids)
Molecular function (GO): heme binding; oxidoreductase activity, acting on paired donors, with incorporation or reduction of molecular oxygen; monooxygenase activity
Source: RefSeq, a predicted model, not a curated record